AUGGGGCCUCCCCUGUGUCCGUGCUGCUCCAACCACGCGUGCACGGAACUUCGCAGCUUGGAGCUGCGGCAACGCUGGGCCGCGGAGGAGGGCUUCAAGUGGACGUGGCACACAGACGGCCAGGCUACCAUCUUCCGCAUGAUGCACGGCCCAGGCGUGCUCGCGCGGGCAAGGGCGAACUUGAGUUCCACUUGGGUGCGGCAGCUUUUGUGGAAGCGAUGCCAGAAGGGGGCACCCGAGAAAUUUGACGAGUUGGCAAAAGUUUUGCUGUGUCUCUCCGUUGAGGCCCUGGUGCAGAAGAGUUGGCGCUGGUACGGGCCGUUGAUGUUCCGCCGGCGUUUGGAGCAGGUCCGUUGGUCUGGAGACCGCGCAGACAUUCUUGCCAUCGAUGGAAACGCCAAGUUAUGCGCUGGGGCUGACGCGCGCAUCCAAGCGCGCCGGGCUCGCCGCAUGGCGCUUCGAAAGCAGGGCGCGGCUGGCAAGAAAGGGCGCAAAGAAAAGAGCUUCAUGGCAUCCUGGAGCUCGAACGGGCCACGCGCCGCUUCCGAGUGUUCCACGCGCAAGGAGACGGACGCGCACAUCGUUGCAGCCGCCCGCGCAGCGGGCUUCCUGACGGCCGUAUCCGCGUCUGGCAUUCUGGCGCACGUGGAAGAGCUCAUGUGCGCUGAGCCCCUCAGCCAGCGGUACCGACUCCUCGCCAUAGUGGCGGCCCACAUGCCCGACCUCAAGAUUGUCGUCCACGACGACGCGUGCCACCUGCGCCUCAUGGCGGAGAAGAACGGGGAGGGCACCGCCGUGGCUGCGCGGUUGGCAACCGAGACGGCGUACAUUGUCGACGAUUACCAUUCCAGCGGGCACGUGGGCAAGUGGUGCAGCGAACAUUGCCUGCCGGGGCUGGAGGCCAACAGCCUUGUUGAGCAAUUGUCCCCGCUGGGCCACGUGAUCCACCGCGUGGGCCGGUGGGCCUCCCAGUUCUACGUGCAAGAGAUGGUGGGCGCGUUGAACAUGAAGACGCUGGGGCGCAUGAGGGGCGCCCAGGCCACUGCCGCCGGGAAGGUAGCUCGGGCGAGCGAGGCCGCCUCGGCCUCGGCCGAGAAGAAGCCGAGACAGCUCUGA
Molecule: messenger RNA, 1116 nt
Organism: Prorocentrum cordatum
Lineage: Eukaryota; Dinophyceae; Prorocentrales; Prorocentraceae
Source: the annotation of a GenBank genome assembly